Messenger RNA from Styela clava, 2114 nucleotides. The record is from RefSeq and is a predicted model, not a curated record. NCBI's taxonomy places the organism in Eukaryota, Metazoa, Chordata, Ascidiacea, Stolidobranchia, Styelidae.
UUUCAUAAGUAUUUCAAUUGCCUUCACAGAUUAUAAAUUAUUCGUAGAUCAAAAUGACUAAAAAGAUAGUUACUGCACAUGAUAUUUUUAUGUUUGUACCCAAUCUGAUUGGCUAUGGGAGAAUCGUGCUUGCUAUAGUAGCAUUCUACUUUAUCAAAACAAAUUAUAUUAUUGCUGCCGCGUGUUAUAUUCUCAGUGGAUUCCUAGAUGCAUUUGAUGGUCAUGCAGCUCGUCUUCUUAAUCAAGGAACAAAGUUUGGUGCAAUGUUGGAUCAGUUGACAGACCGUGCGGCCACAGCUUGUUUAUGUGUGGCACUUGCUACAUUUUACCCUCAAUAUAUGUUCUGGUUUCAAAUGAGCUUAGCACUUGAUAUUGUAAGCCAUUGGAUGCACUUGCAUGUUUCUCAGCUUGGAGGAACAAGUCACAAAAGCAUUGGUUUAGAGGGGAACCCGAUCAUGCGGCUGUACUACACAUCCCGGCCUGUAUUGUUUGUAAUGUGCAGUGGAAAUGAAUUAUUCUUUGCCAUGCUGUAUCUCUUGCAUUUCACUGAAGGCCCGUUGAUAGAAUUCGCUGGAUUGAAUCUCGGUCUUGUCCGAUUGGUUCUUUACCUCAGUACACCUAUUAUGAUCGGAAAAGCAGUGAUCAGUUUGAUACAUUUGGUUGAUGCUUCGCGACGACUUGCAGAAGUGGAUGCUGAAGAACGAUCCAAAGCUGAAUAGUUCGAAAUAAAUUUGCUUAGUCUGGUUUACUGUGUUGAAAUCUUCAAUGUAUAAGAGUGCAAUAUUGAUUGAAAAAUUUGCGUUCAGGCAAUUUGAAAUUGGUUAAUUCGGAGAUGGACUGACAUGAUGUGUUGGAGCUAAAAAGCAAUUUUAGUAAAAAAUUUCUGUCAAUCGAAUCUGUAUUUUUAAGUAUGAUUUUAUUAUAGUCGCUAUAUUGCCUCUGAAAUUUGUUAUAUCAUUGCACAAUGGAUAAUGGAUCCCUGUUUUUUAUUCUGCUAUUUAUUUAGAUGAUUGGUGGUUAUAAACUGAUUCAUUAUACAGCAAAAUGAUUCAUAAUAAUUAAAAAUAAUUUGUAAAUUUAACUUAUUAAAUUAACAUUUCAACUGAUUUAAAUUAACACUAUAAUUGGUUUAUAUAUAUAUUGAGAUCUUCAGAUAUAAAAGUAGGCACUGUGCGAAUAACUGAUUGAAACAAGAACAUGUUUUAGUUUUUUUCAAACUAGAAUGAAUAUUUCUGGUAUAAUAUUUUGUUUGAAUUUGAACAUUAUAGAAUCUUCCAUAAUAUUUUGUAAUUUAAAUCUAAAAAACUUCCAUUUACCUGAGCAAAAUAUUUUGCAUAAAGUUUUAAUAUUUGCACCUUCGUGGUAGGUAUUGUUAUAAUAUACAUCUGCUUUGUAUUCUUCGUGCAGGAAGUCUUCGUUUAUUCUACUCCUGCACAUUACUAUUCAACUAUGCUAUCAUAAUAAAUACUGACACGAUAGCGGGCUGUAAAGUUGUAUUAUACGUGUAUCUGUUUGUGUUUAUUUUUUUAUGUUGUUUCUUAAUCAUGUAAAAAAUAGGACAAAAUAAAUAAUUUUAUAUGGUAUUUGAAAUACAAAUUACGUGCAUAGAUUGCAAAAACUGAAAAAUUUGAAUGUUUUGGAGUUUUUGAAUAUUUUUGAUAAAAGUGCAUAAUUUAUGCGUAUUCAAAUAUUUGAUUUCAUUUGGACAUCUCCAGGUACUUUUAUUUAGAAGAUAUAUAUAUUUUAAGAUUCAAAUAUUUUUCCUCAAAUUUUUUGACAUAUGGCGAAAUAACUUAUUUUAGAAAAUGUGAUAGAUUUCAGUUCCAGAAGCCUUGUUUCGAACAAACACUGAAAUAUUCUAGUCUACCUUUUUGUAACCUUUGUUUCAACAUACUGUAAUUUCUUCAUUUUUGCUAUAUUUAUUAUUAUUCUUUAUGUUCGAGCAGUUGUUUAACUUUUGUAGGUCAGAUUGGUCCUAUUCCUAUUAUGUAGAUGGGAGGGCACUAGGGCAGACAGCUCUUUUUAGGUAAAAAAUUCAAAACUUGAAAAAGAAAAUUGUAAUUUUUUCCAUAAUUAUGUUUAAUUUGUUUUACUUUAUGUAUGCAAAUAUCAAG